UGCGUUCACCAAGAUGGCGGAUAGGUUCUCACUGUUCAGUGGGCAAAGCUCUUUCAAAGCUGCGCCAUAUUAAAAAACUUGGAUAAAUUUUCUCGGGUUUUUAAUCGAUCUAAAGAUACGAUUUACGUUAAAAAAUUUCUUGUCCGUUUCUUUCAUUUUAUCGAAGUGAGAUAAACAAACUGCGAGCGUGAAUCCCGCGGUUUCAGGAAGUGAAUUAUGGGUAAUGGAGAAGACGCGAGUGCCUUUGACGUUUACGAACCAUAUUGAAAGGCAUUUGGAAAAGUUUUGUUGCCAAAGAAAGAUCGAGAGAGUGUUUCGGUGAAAAAUGGUAUCGAGGCGGAAGAUUCUAUCUCGAUCGAGGGACAACCUCGUUGAAGCGCAAUACGAGGAUCAAGACGAGGAGGACGUGUGGUAUAAUCUUGAUAAACUUUACAAGGAUCAUAUCCAAGAAGUACUGGACAAAUGGAACCAAAUCGACGACGAAAUUUGGGCCAAGGUAAUCGUUUUCGAAAGGAACCGCAGGGUAGCAAAAGCGUACGCCAGGGCACCUGUUCUCACGAUUAAUGGAUCUAACGAUGGAUUCGAUGGUUUCAGGAUAGGAUUGUGCGGUUUCGAAAAUCCUAUGAGGGAUACGAAAACCGAAGAGGCGAAGAAACACAUUAACCAAGGUGUAAAGAUUAAAAUGGACGAGCAAGGGAACAUAUUAAUAAAAAGGUUGUGUAAAAAUAACGUUUACAUAAAGCCGACCAGUCAGGAAGACAACGCAAUUGGAGCAGAAAUUGCACGGAAUUCUCAAGGAGCGUUAGAACACGAGAAACCGGGGAAAGUGUUCGAUAUGAAUAAGUUUCAAACGAAUCUUUCCCGGGAGACUCGAAGAGCAUAUCCGGACAGAAGAAGAUUAGAAAUGCAGUGUCUGAGCGCGAUUGUUUUCGUCAAAACUGAACCAGACCUUCUUCAAUGUCCCGUUUGGGUCCUAAUUGUAAACGUUGUCGGUUUAGACAUGUUGAAAUCCAAAUUACCACCAGUUCUAGCGUUACAAAGGCCUGUGGAUAUUAAAAAUCGACCUAGGAUACCGAUUCCCGACGAAGAUCCGUAUAGUAUAGCAGGAGUUUCGUCUUCGAUUGGAGUUUCCGAAGCGUUCCAGCAGGAACGAGAAGCUCGAGAACAGAUCUACGCUCAAUCAACGAGUAGUAGACAAAGAAGAGCCGAAAGGCCACCGAAACUACCGCCAAGGGAGAAUAUUUAUAGUCAUGACAUACCUAAACCUGAUUAUGACGACAUAGAAGAUGACUAUGCUAGAAAACCCGUCAUAACGAACGAGGACAAGAGAAAUAGAAACGAUGACAAAAAGAAAUACGACGAUCCGUAUUACUGCGGAUUAAGAGCUCGUGUUCCUAACUUUGUAAAGAUGGCGAAAAACAGUAAAGUCUCGACAAGAAUGUACGCCAGACCUCCUAAUCAAGCAACGUAUGCUGCUACCGGAUACGCUAGUAGCCAAUCUUCUCAAAUUUAUGGCCAUUUACCUGGCAAUCGACCACCGAUCAUGUAUCACGCACGAAGCUUCGAAAGUGGACUUGAUUCAGAUGGUAGAAACGAAUCACCGUAUAACCAUAUAUAUGGAAGGUUUCCUGUACCGACCAGAGGUGUGAUUCCUCCUACACCCAGAGCCAUGUAUAUCGGAGAGUGGGACUAAAAAUAAAGAUAAUCAAGAAAAAGCAACGAUUUAACAUAUAAACAAGUGAACUACAAGUUUGAAACGAGGACGAAACGAUAUCACCAAAUGCAGGUAUAAUAGAACGUAAAAGACGGUUAAAAGAACCUUAUGCAUAAAAAUGUAUGCAUUCGUUAAAAACGCAAUAAAAUAAAGACUACGCGCAAGACAUACAAAUAUAAGUAAAAUAAUUAGCAACAGAAAGGACUAAAACGAGAGUGGAGUAGUUAUAAAAAAAGGAAGAACUAAUCUUCCGUUUGUACCUAUAAACUGUAUAUUGUUAAUGUACUACUUGAAAUACUCAAAUUUUUAUUGCAAUAAAAUUAUAGAACAAU
Bombus pascuorum is the source of this 2046-nucleotide messenger RNA. RefSeq lists its product as uncharacterized. The transcript is spliced from 9 exons. The coding region runs from base 326 to 1693 and encodes 455 amino acids. The record is from RefSeq and is a predicted model, not a curated record. NCBI's taxonomy places the organism in Eukaryota, Metazoa, Arthropoda, Insecta, Hymenoptera, Apidae. Gene Ontology annotation, molecular function: protein binding. Gene Ontology annotation, biological process: regulation of DNA-templated transcription.